Messenger RNA from Coccidioides immitis RS, 820 nucleotides. RefSeq lists its product as uncharacterized. The transcript is spliced from 2 exons. The record is from RefSeq and is a predicted model, not a curated record. NCBI's taxonomy places the organism in Eukaryota, Fungi, Ascomycota, Eurotiomycetes, Onygenales, Onygenaceae. The coding region runs from base 114 to 482 and encodes 122 amino acids.
UGGACAGUUGCCCUGACGCCUAGAUAAAUGACAUAGCGGUAUAACAACACCUAAGAUGGCAAAAUCACAGGUUCAAGCGCUUACCCUCCAGCCCUGUGAAAUGGACCCGCCAUAUGUUGCCUAUUACCGAUCACCUAGGCCUUCUUCUGCCACUGACUCUUAAGCUUGACCUCUUCUACCUAUUUUUCACUUUCCGGUAUUCGUUUAGAGUCCCCAAUCCGGUGGUGAUAACUUUAUCCAGCCAUGGUCAGCCGAGGUCAGGAACAGUGCUACCAAGCAACGUGCAGAGGUUUUACAUGACAGCACCCAAGUUCAAGCCGAUGUCUCCCGAUGGCCACGAAGAGGACAGUGGUUCCAGGCCCUUUUUGCCUUCCGUCUUGAGGAAUUUCAGCUGCUUCGAUUCCGAGGAACUACCAAGUCAACGUCCCAGCUGCCCUGUACUCCGCAGGCUUGUCGGCUCUGAGCACGGGGCAAUGACGUAACAAAGUUCGUGGAUUCGGCGAUUUGGCUCCGCUCUCGCCGGCGCCUUUUUUUCACUACCUGUCAUGACGUCAUUAACUGCCUCUCGUCGCUGCUUCUUGUCCAGCUCUCUUCGUUUCUGCCAUCGCCCGCAUUAUUGCGAGCAGCGCGCGAGACGGCAAGAUUUACUUUCGAACUGAAAUCUCAGGGGAUCUCCGGGAUUUAGUUAAGCCCCGAUAUUGGGGAGUGGUGAGCUGGGGACAUUGGCCGUAGUGGAACUAAGUUUUGGUCAUUUGGUAAAAGACCGCUCUGAGCAUUAUUCAAGCUUUUUUGGGCCAAUUUUUUUUUAGCACGGUUGCGC